Molecule: messenger RNA, 2987 nt
Organism: Lactuca sativa (garden lettuce)
Lineage: Eukaryota; Viridiplantae; Streptophyta; Magnoliopsida; Asterales; Asteraceae
Product: putative CoA ligase CCL7
Molecular function (GO): CoA-ligase activity
Source: RefSeq, a predicted model, not a curated record
UUAUUAAAUGGACUCCAAUUUUUUGGUAUAAACUAGAGUUUGAAACUGGUUUGGCACGAGACACGAUUUACCUAAGAUAAAUUAAUAUCGUAGUGGUGCACGAUUUAUCUCAACAUUGGGGAAUAUAUGAAUAAUUGAAUAUAUGUGUUUAUAAUAAAAAGAUCAAGAACGAAGCUAUUGACUACAAGUAAUACUGUAUGAGCAAAACAAAAACCUCAAUAAAUGAUCAAGAUGUCGCGUAUUUGGAGCCAUCUGGGGGAAGUUCCUUAUACGUUUUAACCUCUAACACUUGCGCAGUUAUAGAGAUCAUUAGAGAGAAGAGACACACAGAGUCGAUGGAGAAAUCCGGUUAUGGCAACGACGGAAUAUUCCGUUCCCUCCGGCAACCGCUAGUCAGCCCAGCGGACCCCAACACAACAAUGAUUCCCUUUCUCUUCCGCAACGUUUCAUCUUACCCAAACAAACCUGCCUUAUACGACGCCGACUCCGGUGACACCCUCACUUUCACCCAGUUCAAAACCACCGUCGCCAAGCUCUCUCACGCCUUAAACAACCACCUUGGUAUCACCAAGAACGAUGUCGUUCUCAUAUUUGCCCCCAGUUCAAUCCAAUACCCUAUCUGCUCAUACUCAAUCAUCGCUCUUGGCGCCAUUGUCACCACCGUCAAUCCUGAAUAUACCAUCAGAGAGUUAUCCAAACAAGUUGAAGACUCUAAACCCAAACUCAUCAUCACCGUUCAAGAACUGUACCAAAAAGUUGAAAACUUCGGACUCCCGGUUGUGUUUUUAGGAUCAAAAAGUUCAAGAAACGGGUGUUUUUCAUAUAAAGAUUUGAUUUCAAAAUAUGGGUCAGUCUCAGAACUACCUAAAGUUUCGAUUCGUGGAGAUGAUACUGCGGCCUUAUUGUACUCUUCUGGGACAACCGGUGUUAGUAAGGGUGUAUUUUUGAGCCACAAGAACUUCAUCGCAACUUCACAGAUGAUGACUUCGGAUCAAAGAUCAAUGGGGGAGAAAGAUUAUGUACACUUAUGUUUCUUGCCCAUGUUUCAUAUUUUUGGAUUUGCGGUUAUACUAUAUGCUCAAUUACAAGAAGGGAAUACGGUUGUAUCAAUAGGAAAGUUUAGUUUUGAAGCGGUUUUAAAGAACAUACAGAAAUAUAGAGUUACACAUUUAUGGGCUGUUCCACCAGUUAUACUUGCUUUAACUAAACAAGAUGUAGUUAAGAAGUUUGACUUGUCGUCAUUGAAGCUAAUCAUUUCGGGUGCUGCACCAUUGGGUAAAGAACUGAUAGACGAGUGUGCCAAAAAGUUCCCACAUGUUUUGGUUCUUCAGGGAUAUGGUAUGACUGAAACGACAGCAUCCACCUCACUCGGUAGUCCAAUUAUGGGCCAUCAACACUCUGGUUCAACUGGGACGCUUUUACCUGGAAUCGAAGCUCAAAUAGUUUGUGUAGAUACCAAUAAACCUCUUCCUCCGAAUCAAACUGGUGAAAUAUGGGUUCGAGGAGCUUGCAUGAUGCGAGGCUAUCUCAAUAAACCUGACGCCACGAAGCUUACGAUCGAUAAAAAUGGUUUCGUACAUACUGGUGAUCUCGGAUAUUUUGAUGAUGAAGGUCAAUUAUUCGUGGUUGAUAGACUUAAGGAACUCAUUAAAUAUAAAGGGUUUCAGGUUGCACCAGCAGAGCUUGAAGCACUUUUGCUUUCGCAUUCUGAAAUACUAGAUGCUGCAGUAAUCCCGUUUCCAGAUGCUGAAGCUGGUGAAAUCCCUAUUGCGUUUGUGGUGCAGUCAUCAAACAGCUGUUUGUCCGAAGAAGAUGUCAAGAGAUUCAUCAAUGAGCAGGUUGCACCUUAUAAACGGUUGAGGCGAGUGAUAUUUGUGAACAACAUUCCCAAAUCGGCUUCCGGGAAAUUACUCAGGCGUUUACUUGUUGAACAAUUUCGAUCCAGGAUGUAACAGAUUUCAUAUAUAUGAAUUUGGAAGUUCUUGUGAUAUUGUUUUCAAUUUAAAAAAACUGUUGAUGUGGUGUAAAAAGAAGACUUGUACUAUUUUAUUUAGAUAUUGUCGAAAUGAAUCGUUAAUAAAACAUAUUGGAUUAAAAAUUCUACCAAUAAGAGUUCUUAGUAGUUUACUCAAUCACUUUGUAAAAAGUUUUAUGUAAUAGACAAAGGGUGUGCUACUAUAUGUAGUUAUGUAUUUCCAUAAAUAGUCAAAUAAUGGGAAUAUAUUCUACUAGCUCAUAUAUAAAGCAAUUAGGGAACAUAUAAAAUUAAAUUGUUUGAUUAGAUGCCGAUUGGGUCCGGUCAAAGGUUUUUGUCUGACUCGGUCCAGUCAGAUUGUUUGUUUUGCAUUUGAUCCGGUCCAUAUCUCUGACUUGGUCCGCUAAUAGUUGCUGAUUAAGUCCGUAAAAAAAAAGAGCUGACCGAGUAAAAUCAUUUGUUUGCCCUUCUCCUCCCAAAAUAUGCGUAAUCCUUCGCAGCUCUUCUUCCCCGUCGCCAAAGAACGAACGCAAGGACAGCUAGCUCCACCGCUUCCUCCUCAAACUCCGGCCUCCUCCUCCAGCAUCGUCCUCCAUCGCAAUCGUCGUCUCCGGCCUCCUUCACCAUGCAAGACGAUGUGGUUAUGAUUUACAAUAGUAAAUGGAAGCAUUAAUUGAGUUUAAAGUCAAAGAAGUUUGGAUGGUCAAAAUUGGAGUUCCAUCCUUAACAAUCAAUCGGGAAGUUAGUAAAGGAAAUUCAAAGGCGUUCAAAAUCGAUAUGUUUUAUUGUAUAUGGAUUAUGAGCUUUAUUGUAUAUGGAUUAUGAAGUAUGGGGUUGAUGAUAAUAGCUUGAGAAAGAAUGGGAAGAAGGAAAAAAGAACAAUUUUGUACAUACGGAAUAUGUGUGUAGAUUUUCAAAUUUAUACCUUAAAAUGUUGUGUAUUAUAUCGAUACUUUUGGAUUUUAUAUGCUAUUUUAUUUAAGGGUAAUAUAGUUAAUUUUUUUUUACUGUA